Molecule: messenger RNA, 369 nt
Organism: Mycena indigotica
Lineage: Eukaryota; Fungi; Basidiomycota; Agaricomycetes; Agaricales; Mycenaceae
Exons: 1
Coding region: 1-369 (122 amino acids)
Source: RefSeq, a predicted model, not a curated record
AUGGCGGCGAGCUGGCGGAACACAUGGACGACGCACAUUUCUACUGCUCUUCGUGGUGAGCGGGUGUUCAAGAACGAGCAGGGGCUGCACGAGCACUGCCGCCAGUCGAGCGGGCACCACUACUGCACCCCCUGCCGCCGGCUGUUCACCUCCGCAAACAACCUCAACGCGCAUAUGAACUCGGGCGCUGCACAAGCCACGCACGAUCACGCGCCCCGGCCGCGGCCGCGGGCAGUCCUUCAUCAACGGCCCGCCGCCGCCGCGCAUCUCGAGGCGGGCAGCUGCGCGCCGGGCGCGAACCGGCAGUCGCCAACCGCUACAUCCGCAGCAGGACACGCGCAACGUGAUCACCGACCCCCGGGCGCCUGA